This is a messenger RNA of Polyodon spathula (Mississippi paddlefish), 4021 nucleotides long. It is a transcript of the gene dnajc5ga, whose product is annotated as DnaJ (Hsp40) homolog, subfamily C, member 5 gamma a. Bases 166 to 753 code for a protein of 195 amino acids. The transcript has 5 exons. Lineage: Eukaryota; Metazoa; Chordata; Actinopteri; Acipenseriformes; Polyodontidae. The record is from RefSeq and is a predicted model, not a curated record.
UGUUCCGGUUCCUGCUGGGGCGAGAAAGCCGAACACACACAGAACCUGUCUGACACUUCCAGAAAGGGUAGGAAUCUGAUUGUCGGGGCAUCAUUUAUGAAGCGGAUUUCUCUAUGAUCCUGCAACAGCCCGUCGUAAUUGAAGUAACACUAACAGCAUCCAAUCAUGGCAGAUCCCAACAGACCACAGCGAAAGAUGUCAACGACGGGUGAAACCCUGUACAAGAUGUUAGAACUUGAGAAAGGGGCAUCAGCAGAAGAAAUCAAAAAAGCUUACAGGAAACUUGCUCUGAAGUAUCAUCCUGACAAAAACCCUGAUAACCCAGCAGCAGCAGACAAGUUCAAAGACAUAAACAAUGCCAACGCGAUCCUUAAUGAUGACACCAAAAGGAAAAUCUACGAUGAAUACGGAUCUAUGGGACUGUAUGUGUCUGACCAGUUUGGAGAGGAGAGUGUAAAAUAUUACUUCUUGAUGUCCAAAUGGUGGUUUAAGGGUCUGGUUUUCUGCUGUGGUCUUUUCACUUGCUGCUGUUGCUGUUGCUGUUGCUGUUUCUGCUGUGGAAAAUGCAAACCACCAGUAGAGGAUGAAAACUACCAGUAUGUGGACCCAGAGGACCUAGAGGCACAGAUCAAAGCAGAACAAGAAGCAGCUUCUAGAAUCCCAAUUGUGAUCCAGCCGCAGGCUGCUACCAGCACUUCGGAGUUCAGCCAGCUCUCUAUGGACCUGAAAUCUUCCUACAAAACUGAUAAGUAGCAAAGCAAAGCCACACAGUUCUGAGGACAUCAACGGGUUUAAAAUCUAGCUCACUGUUGCCAAUAUUUAUUUGUAGAAUUGUGUAUGUCAAGGCUACCAUGACGUGAUAUCUGUGUAUGCUGGAUUAAGUGAAUUACUGUGUAAAAUUUGCCAAAACAAUGCUAAAGGAAACGGAUGUGCUUGUGCUUGUGCUACUUGCUGUGCCACACAAACACCUGUAUGUGUUGUACUAUGCAUGGGUGUUUUCUAGUCCUAAGAUUACAAAUAAAUUGGUACCACAGUUCUUACAAGCCUGAAAUGGUGAUUGUAAUAUUUUAAGUACAGAGCGGUUAUACUCUGUGCUUCUCCUGUGGAAAACCAUUCGGAACUGAAUUGACUUGUCUGCAUGUUGAUUUUAUCUCAAAAAAUAGAAACUGUACUUGAGAGGAACUGUGGCCAUAUUAAAUCAAUAGCACAUUGCAAUAGGCAUUGGUUGCAGACUUUUUGCUCUUCAGGGAGUGUCUUUUUUUGUAUAAAGUGGCCAAGUGAUUUUAUAUGGAGGUGCACAGCACUGGCUCAUCUAGCCCAGAUAUUACACUUUACUUAACCAACUAAACCUGUCCAGAUUGUAGUUAUUUAAUGAUGUCUGUAAAAUAUGCAGAGUCACCUCUUUAUAACCACCAUGUAUUUUGGGGCUAGUGUCAUCUUGGUGGUAUUGCAUGGAUUGCAGGAUAUUGCCAUGUGAUAUGUUCAUGUACCUUUUUAAAUUGCCCUUACAUUGCAUGGAUUGCAGGAAUUACCAUGUGAUAUGUUCAUGUAACUGUUUAAAUUUCCCUUAACAUGUGUACUUGAUGCUAUGUAAGAAGAAGCCUUGCCGUCUACAGUAAGCAGCCCCUGGACCCCCAACCGUUACUCCUGCAUUGAGAAAUAUGACAGAAUUUGCAUUUGAAGGAAACCAGUUUGUUCACUAGAUAGUAACCAAAUAGGACUAGUAGGGUCUUUAUUGGGAUGUUUUAAAGUUUAGUGAAACCAGCACCAUAAGGCAACAUCCCAAACUAACCAGACACAUUCAUAUCUGCUCUCACUAUGAGAACUAAGCAUGUGUCCCACUUCCAAACAUUUAUAGUCAGUCAUACAGACUCCUAAAGGUACUCUUAAGAUUUCUUCUUAUUUUGGCUUGGUAGCUUAUACACCUGCUUUUUUGUUCAAAGUCUUUUGAAUAAUUAAAAAGGUAUUGGUAAAAUGUUUUCUGUCAGGGCUAUUUCUAAAGAGGGUUUGGAGUUUGUUCUCAGUGUUUCAAACUUCAGAUAAUGUGUUUUUUGUUUUUUUUUACAAACACUCUACAUCAGGCUUUAUAAAAGUGUAAAAUUUGAGAAAGAUAUUUUCUGUUUGUUCUGAACAAGCAAAGGCUUCUUAAGUACAUGUAGGGUAGGGAGCAAGCAGCUGUGUUACCCAGACAGCAAAAAAAAUUAAAAAUAAAAAUAAUUGCUUUGCCAAAUGUUGCUUUCUGUGUUCCUAGAUGAUUCCUACCAUACAACGGUUUCCUGGUGUUCAGAACACGUGGCUUUGCUGACAUUGCACCACCACACUUUUGCUUUCACAAAACCAUUUCUUUUGUUUCUGCUCUUGCAUAAAAUAUUGGCUGUUGGAAGAACAGAAAAAAAAUUAUUUUAUUUUUUUAAUGCUAGACUGAACUAAAGUGCUUGAACCCUUAACACAAAACAUCACGCAAAGCCUUCCAAACACUGAAGUCUGCAGUCCUGCUUUCUUGGGUUUCUUGAAUAAUAAGACUCCAGUCAUUGAAUGUGGUAGCUCAUUCUACCCUGGGUUUGUGAUAUUGUUCUAAGGCCUUUCUCUGUGAUUACAGCAUCAUUUACAAGUUGUCAUAUGCUGUAGGUUACAAACACAGGCAUUUCAGAGCACCUACCAUUUUUUUUCUUAUCUACACUGCAGUUUGCCAGCCAUCAUUUGUUCUUAAUAAGAAGUUCACAAGUUGUUAAGAAAAAAAAAAUAAGCCAGUUUGUAUUGGUAAACCAUAGGUGAAUUGUAUGUACAGUUUACCGUUGCAGUAAAAAAAAAAAAAAAAACAUUGGGCUGUUGGUAUUAUGUAAUUUGCAGAGUUGUAGAGAUUUGGAAUGCUCUUGCACUGUACAGAUACAUUUUCCGAGUGAAGAUUAUUCUUCUCAUCCUUGUCACUUUACCUCCUGUUGGUUUAACAAUACGCUUUUAAAAGCCAUUCAUUCCAGAUGUGCAUCUUCUCAUCAUGCUCCAAAUGACUAUUUCCCUGUUGGAGUGCCCAACCUCCCCAUAAACACUUUCUAUAGCCACAGACAAAGAAAUUGCACUUUGAAUUAAUUAGUAAGUUCUUUGGAUGGCAAUGAUGAAAACACCUCACCUAAGAACUCCACUUGCUUUGCAGCAUGCAAACAGCAUCAGUAGUUGUGGCUGUGGUUAGGGCUGUAGAAGACCUGGUGGCUGAGUUGGCUUUGCUUUUGGAUGGUAACUGAUGGGACCUUGGUUCAAGCACUAGUUAGGGUUAUUAAUUAUAGUUGCAUAUAAAAUAUGUUUUAAAAAUACACACUGAAUCUGUUCCAAAUCACUGAAUGUAGGUUAACUAAUUUUGUACUGACAAAAAUACCUUCUGAACUAUUUUUUACAAUCAGUGCAUUCAUUGUGCAACAUGAAAUAGUUACUAAUAAGAAUCUGUUUUUUGAGGAAAUGGCCACUAUUUUAUACCAGCAAUCUAUGUAACUUUAAAUACUCCAUGAUUAGAAAAUACUGUUUUUCCUCCCUUCCCUUCAUUUAAAAUAAUUGUUUGACAGAUUCUAAUGUGUAUACAAAUGUUUUAUGAAGUGUGUCCAUUUUAAUAAUGUACUUUUUAUUAUUAUUUUGAUGCUUACCAUAAUAAAUAUUUUGUUUUUAAAUGGAUGUAACAUGUUUAUAGACAGUUUUGGAACUUUGACCACAGCCAAGAUAUAAAUAAUAGAAAAUAAAGAAAUGUCAUGUUUGUGGUUAAAGAUAUUAAACGCAGUUAUGUUGAUAACAAUACUGAUUCAAUAUAUCUUGCCCUAGUCACAAAACUUUGUCAUUAAGGUAAGGUACUGUAAAACCUUUUAAAGUGGAUCAUUCUUUGUUAAGGCUGCUGUAAAUGACCAGUGCUUGCUUUUGUUACAAAUUACUGUUUUAUUUUUUGUUCCAAGAUGUUUCUGAUGAAAACUUAGCUGUAAACAUGUAUAUUUAUAAACCAUUAGAUCUACAAAAUAAUAAUAAAAAGGGGAGUUUAUAUCGA